Messenger RNA from Serendipita indica DSM 11827, 2379 nucleotides. The record is from the annotation of a GenBank genome assembly. NCBI's taxonomy places the organism in Eukaryota, Fungi, Basidiomycota, Agaricomycetes, Sebacinales, Serendipitaceae.
AUGUCUUGCCAACAUGUGGUGGUGCUCUCCAAAGUUUUCCCCACUCUCGACCACGACCCAGAACGCGUAGAUGGAGGACUCGAAAGAAGUGAGGCUACAUCAUUGGUUGAUUAUCUGCUCCUAAAGGUCAUAAAGCACCCAUCUGUCUCCUCGGAACGAAACGGGACACAGACUGCCACUGAGCCUACUGCAAAAACAACGGGCGAGGCUGGCGGCAAAAGGACAGGCAAGGAUAAAAAAGAAAAGAAAAAGAAGAAGGCAAAGCCACAGCGAACGGGGGAAUGGGCCACAGAUAUUGAGCGAAAGAAUGCAUCUUUCGAGCGAUACUACGAGGCCCAGAAUCUCUUUGAAGACCGAACGGAAUUAGACCUGAUGCUCGACAGUUUGAAAAGAGACUUGCCCACGACAUUUCGUGUGACUGGGAGCCGAAUAACAGCAAACGAUGUCAACGAUAUCAUCCGCAAAGUCCAUGUUCCCAAUUUGACAGGGAUCCAGCACGAAGGUGUCGACGUUGAUCCCCCAAGACCUAUUCCCUGGUACCUUGGUGGACUUGCGUGGCAGAUCAACGUCAACAAGUCGGUUGUACGCAAGCUUGUCCCCUUUCAGCAGAUGCAACGCUUCCUCGUCUACGAGACGGAGGUUCUAGAUAUGUGCGCUGCACCAGGCUCAAAGACGGCACAAAUACUGGAAGCAAUGCAUACACUGCCCUCUGGAGAACCUGUCUCGUCCCCGAGCGGAAUUAUCAUCGCAAACGAUAGCGACUACAAAAGAGCCGGAUUAUUAGUUCACCAGUCGGCUCGAUUACCUUCCCCAUCGCUCGUGGUCACCAACGUCGAUGCCUCAUACUAUCCCAACAUUUACAUAGACAACCAAGGAACGACACUCGAAUUUGACAGGAUUCUAUGUGACGUACCGUGCAGCGGAGAUGGAACUAUGCGCAAGAACGCCGUAAUCUGGAGGCAAUGGACAAUUCAAGGUGCGAAUGGACUUCACUGUCUUCAACUCCGAAUACUACAACGAGCGAUGAGAAUGCUCGCGCCAGGCGGACGGAUCGUCUACUCGACAUGUUCCCUCAACCCGGUCGAAAACGAGGCAGUCGUGGCGGCUGCUAUCAAAUCUAGCGCAGGAGAGUACCAGCUCGUCGACGUCUCGAAUCGUCUUCCCGAACUCGUCCGUCGACCUGGCAUCACUUCAUGGCAGGUGUGCACCGACAAGGACACUAUGAACAUGGAACCAUCCUUUACUGCCUACUGGGAACGCCUCAAUGACAAGCAACGAGCGGAUUCGAAGAUUGUCGAAACCAUGUUCCCGCCACAAGAAGUGCACGAACUCAAUCUCGAUCGAUGCUGGCGUAUCUAUCCACAUUUGCAGAACACUGGUGGUUUCUUCGUCGCAGUCUUGGAAAGAUCGCCCACCUACGUCCUUCCGCCUCCCAAGAAGAAACACACCAAACGACCGGUCGACGACCUCGCAAACGACUCGGAGCAGGAUGGAGAAAGGACGAGGAAGCGAGCGCGUGUCGACACCAACGUCGAGGUCACUUUGGACACGGAAAUGGCGGAUCCGACUCCUGUCGAUACCGAGCCGGGACCCGUAGAAAAGGAGAAAAAGGAAAAGGGUAAAGGGACGUACAAGGAGGAUCCCUACACUUAUGUGGACGCCAACAGCGAACUGGUGACAUACCUAUUAAAAUGCCUCCAAGUUCAGGACACGAUCAUCAACGCACGUGGAGAGACGGAAACAUUUCCACGACACAAUCUAUUCGUCCGAAACGCCGAUGCAACCACACUUCGAUCCGUCUACUUGUCCAACGACCGCGUCAAAGCAGUGCUGACAUCCAAUGAACCGAGUCGACUCCGCUUCAUCAGCGCGGGCGUCAAGUUGGCGAUACGACAAGACGCAGGUGCACGUAAAGCCAUGGCCCAGGGUGGUCCAGAUGCAGAGACUGCGCAAAAGUAUCGUGUAUUGCACGACUCCGUCUCUCAAGUCCUUCCGUUUAUGAGGCCAGAGGAUGUAAUCCAUGGAGACACGCGGUUGCUAAAAGUCUUUGUCGAGCGGAUGUACCCUCUGGCUCGCGAAUUUGCCAGCCCGUAUGGAGAAGUGUUGGGGCGUUGUGAAUUGGGCCAUCAUGUCUUGCAAAUUGAUCCAUCCAGUGCCGACUCUGAGGUUCUCAAAGGCGGAGAGUUGACGCACCCACUGAUAUUCCCCAUCUGGAAGUCGAACGUGUCGCUCAGUCUGAUGCUAGAUAAACGUGCAAAGAGUGCUCUCAGUUUACGCCUGUUUGGAGAAGACCUCACUGUGGAAGGCAAAAGGCCAGACACGCAGCAACUGGCUGAAGAAGAUGCUGAGCAAGAGGACACUGGCGAUGAAAAGAGUUGA